Messenger RNA from Pelecanus crispus (Dalmatian pelican), 1602 nucleotides. Lineage: Eukaryota; Metazoa; Chordata; Aves; Pelecaniformes; Pelecanidae. The record is from RefSeq and is a predicted model, not a curated record.
AUGGCGGAUGGGAAGGAAAACUGUCUGGAGGAACCAGAAGGGUCUGAGCUGUGUUGGGACCUAUGUGAGGUGGACGUCCUUCAAGAGCCAAACCCAACGGCACAGUGCGAGCGUGAGAGUCAACCACAACAAGCCUCGGAAGGACCAAGCAAUGACUCCCGUGGACGCCCGUCACGAAGAAAGGGUGGACGGCUGCAAGCCUGCAAUGGGAGCCGUGCAACAAAGAGGACCUACAGCUCCGGCAAGAGUGGGAAGAACGGUGCUGGGAAGGCAGAAGGGGCCAUGCACAAGGCCCUCUAUAGCUGUCUUGACUGUGGGAAGAUCUUCAGUCGGAGGUCCUUCCUCAUCCCCCACCAGCGCAUCCACACCGGUGAAAAGCCCUUCACCUGCCACGAGUGCGGGAAGGGUUUCCGAGUUGGGUCAGCUCUCAACAAACAUCAACGGAUCCAUACGGGCGAGAAACCCUACAAGUGCUCGGACUGUGGGAAGCGUUUCCGUCUCACCUCCACCCUCAGCACCCACCGGAAGAUCCACACCGGGGAGAAACCCUACGUCUGCCUUGUUUGCGGGAAGAGCUUUCGAUUGAGCACGUAUCUGCUGGCCCACGAAGCCACCCAUAGCGUGGACAACCCUUUUCGGUGUCUCGCGUGCGGGAAGAACUUCAGCUUGAGACGGUACCUGGCCAUUCAUCAGCGGAUCCAUACUGGAGAGAAGCCGUUCAAGUGCUCAGUGUGCGGGAAGGGCUUCAACCGGAGAUCGACCCUCAUCGUUCACCAGCGAGUCCAUACUGGGGAGAAACCCUACAAGUGCCCUGAAUGCGGGAAGAGCUUCAUCAUGAGUUCAGACCUCGUCGCCCAUCGGAGAAUCCACACUGGGGAGAAACCCUACAACUGUCUCAACUGCGAUAAAAGCUUUCGCUUGAGCUCCCACCUUACAAGACACCAGCGAAGCCACACUGGGGAGAGACCGUACAAAUGUAUGGACUGCGGGCAAAGCUACACAGACAACUCUGGACUCAUCAAACACAGGAAGAUCCACACCGGAGAGCGACCCUAUAGAUGCUCCAAGUGUGAGAAGACCUUCAGCCACAGCGCAACCUUACUGAAACACCAGCGAAUCCAUACAGGGGAGAGACCCUUCAAGUGCCCCGACUGUGAGAAGUGCUACAACGAUGGCUCGACCCUUCGAAGACACCGGAGGAGCCACACCGACGAGAAACCCUAUAAGUGUCCCAGUUGUGGGGAAUGUUUUGGUGCCAUCGCAGCUCUCCUGAAGCACCAGCGGUUCCAUACCGAGGGGAGACCUUACAGAUGCUCCGACUGCGGGAAAAAUUUCCACUCUAAUUUUCUCCUCGUCACCCACCAACGAAUCCACACGGGAGAAAAACCCUAUACCUGCCCCAUCUGCAAAAAAACCUUCCGCCAAGCCUCCCACUGUACAAGGCACCAGGAGAUUCACAGGAGGACCAGGGCUGGCGUUGCUUUGUGCGACGUGUCUGAGCACCACGUGCAGAAAGGAAAGACCCGUCACAGAGCGGGAGCGGAGGCGGGAUGUGAUGAUCAAUUAACGAGUCCAGAUGGUGCUUCCACAGCUCAACAAUAA